AAGCUGCUGAUGCUAACUGCCUGUGGCUGGCGGCGGGCAUUCGUGGUAGCUUCCCCAUGUUCUUGUUUAGGCCCUCACCUUUUGUUCAGAGAGCCACUCUGGAGCUAUGUGGCUCUCGGCCUGCCUGUGCCUUGUGCUUAGCUUCCUGGGAGGAGUGAACGGUACCUGCCCUUCUCAGUGCUCCUGUGAGUAUCACGGCAGACAUGACGGCUCAGGAUCAAGGUUAGUGUUGUGUAACGACCUGGAUAUGAACGAAGUCCCAGCAAACUUCCCCGUGGACACCUCGAAGCUUCGCAUAGAGAAGACUGUGGUCCGCAGGCUCCCCGCCGAGGCCUUCUACUACCUGGUGGAGCUGCAGUACCUCUGGCUGGCUUACAACUCAGUGGCCAGCAUAGAAACCAGUAGCUUCUAUAACCUGAGGCAGCUGCACGAGUUGCGUUUGGAUGGGAAUUCUCUGACCGCUUUCCCUUGGGUGUCUCUGCUGGACAUGCCCCACCUGAGGACGCUGGACUUACACAAUAACAGAAUAGCCAGUGUGCCAAACGAGGCGGUCAGAUAUCUGAGGAACCUCACCUGCUUGGACUUGUCGAGCAACCGACUGACCACGCUGCCACCAGAUUUCCUAGACAGCUGGUCUCAUUUAGCCGUGACACCGUCUAGAAGCCCGGACUUUCCACCGAGAAGAAUUAUUCUUGGUUUGCAGGACAACCCCUGGUUCUGUGACUGUCACAUUUCCAAGGUGAUCGAGCUGUCGAAAGUCACCGACCACGCUGUUGUUCUUCUUGAUCCUCUGAUGGUCUGCAGUGAACCCGAGCGCUUCCAAGGAAUCUUGUUCCAGAGGGUAGAGUUGGAAAAGUGUCUGAAGCCGUCCGUGAUGAUGUCAGCUACCAAAAUCACAUCUGCUCUGGGUAGUAAUGUUCUGCUGAGAUGUGAUGCCAAGGGUCACCCCACCCCACAGCUGACGUGGACCAGAUCCGACGGCUCCACAGUUAACUAUACAGUAAUUCAGGAGUCUCCAGGAGAAGGCAUCAGAUGGUCCAUCAUAAGCUUGACCAGCAUCUCUCACAAGGAUGCUGGGGAUUACAGGUGUAAAGCCAAAAAUCUGGCAGGGAUUUCGGAAGCUGUGGUUACUGUGACAGUUGUUGGUGGUGUUACGACCACCCUAUCACCAGACAGUUCAGAAAGAAGUCCUGGAGAGCCCCCUGAGCAGCAUCCCCAGCCAGGAUUAGGAGGAUCAACACCUCCAUCUAAAUCCUGGUUAUCACCCGGGCUCACUUCCGCUCCUUCCUACCCCACCCCCUCAGCAGCUCUCUAUACAUCUACGUGGUCCCCUCCUCCCUCCUCCUUGCCUCCCAUCUUCUCAGCUGCUUCUGCAACCACCAGUGUACAAACCAGCAUCUCAGGACGCACCGCCAGGACUAGCCACCAGCCACCCCUGCUCCACCCCGGUGGGAAAAGCAAUGCGAAGAUAGAGAAGAACGGAAGGAAGUUUCCUCCGCUCAGCGCAAGUAAGAAAGAAGAGUUGGCGUUGUUGGAUCAGGCAGCGCCAAUGGAAACAAACGUCACUAUCAAAGACCUCAGGGUGGCCCGUGAAACCGGCGUGAGUGUGACUCUGAUGUGGAACAGCAGCAGCAGCACACAAGAGUCCUCUGUGACUGUGCUGUAUUCUAAGUACGGUGAGAAGGACCUGCUGUUAGUGAAUGCAGACGACUAUGGCAAGAACCAGGCAACCAUAAAUGGCCUAGAGCCCGGAAGUCAGUAUGUGGCAUGUGUCUGUCCAAAAGGAGUGGGUCCCCGGGAGGAUCUGUGUAUCACCUUUUCUACCAACAGAGUUGAGGGGCGUGGCUCACAGUGGUCAUUGCUCCUCGUGGUGACCAGUACUGCCUGUGUUAUAGUCGUGCCCCUAAUUUGUUUCUUAUUAUAUAAAGUCUGCAAAUUGCAAUGCACAUCGGACCCUUUCUGGGAAGAGGAUUUGUCAAAAGAGACAUAUAUCCAAUUUGAGACCCUGUCACCCAGGUCACAGAGUAUAGGGGAGCUCUGGACCCGGAGGCACAGAGACGAUGGCGAGAGGUUGCUGCUAUGCUCCCAGUCAAGUGUGGACUCCCAGAUGAAUCUUAAGAGCGAUGGCUGUAGGACGGAGUAUUAUGGCUGAGGUUUUGCAGGCGAGAUGAACGUGAAGAAAAAAGCGCGGGAGCCACCGUAGAGCCUCUGUUGGGUGACUUUUGGAGAGACUUCCAUGUGCUCUGUGAGGAUCACCAAUGGGGUAUUUUUUGACGUGUUUAAAAUUUUUUUAGUUGGGAAACAUCUCAACUAAAACAACAAAUGGUCCCGAUUUGUAUUAACUGCAUGGCGUCUGUAUAAAGAAUUUUCCAGUGAAGCUUGCCACAGUUUUAGGGACAUCCAGUUCCUAAAAUAAAUUGACAAGAAAAUAUUCACAACAGGUAAAGUCUGCAUUUAAGAAGAGAGACUAUUUUGAACAUUGAAAGAACAUUAGCAUAACCAGCCAGGGCUGACGGCCCUGAACGUUCAAAGUGCUUUCGAAGGUUUGCUGUGGACAUUUGCUGCUGUUGCCUGGUGUGUCCAUGUGAGAUUCUAAUGAAUUUUGUGUCUAGAAAUAGUUUUUCUCUCCUCAUUUACUGUUAGAUAUCAUUCAAAAUUAGUACAAAAAGAUCAUAGCAAACAAAAUGUCUAUAGAGUUAGUGGUUAUAUUUAACACAGUUGACAGACUGUAUGGGUCUCAUGAUGUGUUAGUUUAAGAACAACCUCUUUACUUUCUUUCAUUUUCUUCUCUUAAUCUCAUUGCCAUUUUCUUUCUUCAUCCUUUAAAAUGUCUCCCUUAAAGGCCAGAAGAUGCACAGCAGCCAAAGGACUCUCUAAGCUCAGCUGUCUUCAGUGUAUUAUUUAUUCUCUGGUAGAGCAAAGGCCUUUGAGGUUUCUUUGCUGGUGUUGUUGUUGAGGUAUAGUGGUUUCCUCCUUAAUUUUUAUUUUUUCAUUUUUAUAUGGAUCGGUGUUUUGCCUGAAUAUAUAUUUGGGGACCACAUGUGUGCCCAAUGCCCUCAGAGGAUAGACGUGGGCAUCUGGUUCCCUGGGACUAGAGAUUAGACACCUCAUUCAUUACUGUAUGAUGAAUGGGUCAAAGGAAAGCAAGAAACAAACAAACAAACAAAAAAUACACAAACAGGAGGAACACUCUCCAGGUCCUUUUGUACAGCCAGUUUCAUGCUGAUACCAAACCAGGGAAAGAUACAGCCACAAAAGAAAUGAUGUUGUAAAACAGGAAAGCUAGCAAGCUAGCAAGCAAGCCACAAAGAGAAAGAGGACAAUAGCCCUGGCAAACAUAGAUUCAAAAAUACUCAGUAAAAUGCUUGCAAACCAAGUGUAGACAUACAUCAAAAAGAUCACUCACCAUGGCUGCGUUGGCUUUAUCCCUGUGACGCAGGGGUAGUUCAAGGCAUGCAAGUCAAUAACAAUUUUCUUAGCCGGGGUUUUAUUGCUGUGAUGGAGCAUCGCAAGUAAACCAACUCAGGGAGGAAAGGGUUUAUUUGGUGCAAGCUUCCACAUCACAGUUAAUUACCAAAGGAAGUCCGGACAGGAACACACACAGGUCAGUAACCUGGAGGCAGGAGCUGAUGCAGAGACCAAGGAGGGAUGCUGCUUACUAGUUUGCUCCUAGUGGCUUCUUCAGCCUGCUUUCUUAUAGCACCACUGGUCCAGGCAUGGUACAUGGGCCCUCCCUCAACAAUCGCUAGUUAAGGAAAUACAACAUGCUUCCCCAUAGCCUGAUUUUACUGAGGCACUUUCUAGGUUGAGGCUUCUUUCUCUCUGAUGACUCCUGUUUCUAUCAAGUUGACAUAAAACUAGCCAGCACAGUAACGAACCACAGAAGUGGACUGAAAGGCUAUGUCAUAAAACAGUGUUUUAAGAUUUUGAAAGGGAAUUGUUGGUGGAUCCAUUUGAUAUUUAAUUUUAUUUUUUGGUUAAAAAAAAAACAGGGAAAUUGAAGGAGGCCCACAAACACACAGAAGAAAGACUUCAUAAUACUAUUUAGUUUUUAAAAAGACUUUUCACAAGUAUUGUACUCAUUCCAAGAGGUAGUGUGGCUACAAAGAUUCAUGAAGGGCACAGCGUAGCCUGCAGCCAAGUUUUUUGGAGGCCUGACACCCUUACUUAGCAGUGUGCGGCAACCCAGGCUGGAGCUAUUCCAGAGACAAGGCUACCUACCUCAGCACAGGCGUGGUCAUAAACUGUGAGAAAGAGCUAGCCUGUACAAGCAGUUCAGUUCUGUUUAUGAAAGAAACACCUGGUCAUGGUGUGGCUGAAUACAGAUGUGAGGGGAGAAGCGUCCACCAAACUCUGAGAAUGCUCUCGGACUGAGAUGCCCUUGUCCAUGUCAUCAGACUCUGAUGGGAUGUGGCCACGGCACCAGCAUCAGUCCCUGGCCAUCUUAUACAGCACUUCCGGAAUGAACUGCUAACCAAGACUGGUCCUGGACGAUUGGUCCGAAGGAGAGAAGCUGGUUCCUAGCAGGCUGGCCUGAGCUUAAACCUGAACACUGGCAAGAAGAUAGGAUUCGGCACUUAAAUGAGUCAUGACGGCCAUUUUCCAGGGAGGACUGAGUGUGGCCGGUGGCCGGAUGUGAUGACGAACUUCAAGUGCUGUUCCGUGAACUGCUCCACAGGGGUCCUGGAGGGCUUUGUUCUGCUCGCUGCCCUUAUUGACUUCCGCAAGCACUUUUGUGUGUGUUAUGGAGGCUUCCACCAGGAUAAACCUGCCAAAAAUUAUUCCUGAGUUUGUCCAGCCUCUUGGGAAGAUGGACAGAGGAAGAAAGGUCAGGAGACAUCCUGGCUGGGAGCAGUGAAUGCUACAUGGUGUGUCUCCAGUUCCAGAUGUGUGGAGGAGCGUCUCGCCUGGAGUUUCCUUGGCACCGUGAUGCCAGGCAGCCAAAGACGACCAAGGAGCAGCUUCUCUUCAGGGCGCUCUAUUGCUAUCCAUCAAUUGAGGAAUUCUCCACGGACUCCUGAUUAAACACACCAGCAGAGUCACAGUCUCACCCAAAAGGACGUGACGGCAGUCCUCUGCCCAUCGGUGUACUAUCUCAGUGAGGCAGCACGCCUCUCACAGGGCGUGUGGAUUCCUGUGACGUGUGCUGGAGUCCAAUGGCAGCAGUCCACAAACAGCAUGAUCAAGUCCUUCUGCCAAGUAGACUGAGGGCUUUAAAAUAAUCUGAAGUUUGUUCAGUCACUACAGGCAGGACAGUCACUGCCUGUCACAGUCUAGCCCAAGCUAAAAAAGCAGCUGCCUCCGCCACACUGUUCUACAGGAUACCUGGCCCGGCUGGCUGGGUAUCUCUCAUGUGGCCGCCCCUGGAGAAUCGUGACUGCUCUGUCCUAGUCACUGUCUUUUACUCUUAUCUACAUAUACUCUCAUCCACCCUUUAGGUUCCCCUAACAUCCCUGGUGUGGCGGGAAAUCUUGCCAAUGUUCUGAAUCACAGAUGCACAGUGGGCUCAUUGUAGAAGAAUCCAUUACACCGAACUCCAUUUUACCUGUCCUGUGAAGAUUUUGAGGCAUAGGAUAGAUAUCUGAAGUUGUGUCAGGAGUUCUGAAAUGUUCUGAGAAGCAUAUUUUGUGUAAGACGCAUGUUGGCUUUUAUUUAAUGUACUACAUCACAGAAAUUAUAAGUAGUUGGGGAAUUAAAAGUCAUUCUAAACACCUUGUUAAAAAUUAAAAAAGAAUGUUAGUUUAGACAUGAUGUGCAUGCUGGAAGAACAGCUGUGGAUGGAUAGCUUGUUUAGAUUCUAAAUCUUCCCUAUGCCCAUAACUUCCUGGUUUCCUUUUCCUCCUCUUUGCCUUUCUCUUUCUCUUUGCCUUUCCACUUCCUUUUCUGUUUCCUUUUCCCUCCCCUUCCCUUCUCUCCCCUUCCCUUCUCUCCCCUUCCCUCUCCUUCCUUCCCUUCCCCUCUCCCUCCCCUCCCCUCUCCCUCCCCUCCCUUCUCCCUCCCCUCCCCUCUCCCUCCCCUCCCCUCUCCCUCCCUACCCUUCCCUUCCCUUUCUCUCCCUAACCUCUCCCUUCUCUCUCCCUUCCCUUCCCUUCCCUUCUUUUUCCAUUCCCCCCUUCCUUCUCUCUUCCCCCCUUCCCUCUCCUUCCUUCUCCAACUCCUCCCUUCUCUUCCCCUUUCCCUCCCCUUUCUUUGUCCUCCCCUCCCCUUCCCCUCCCCUCCAGUUUCUUUCUCCUCUUCUUCCCUGUCCCUCUUCUUCCCUCCUCUCCUUUCCCUUCCCUUCCCUUCUCAUCCCCUUCCCCCUUUCUUUUCCCUCCCAUCCAGGUAUCCCUGGUGCUCUCACCACUGAGUGCAUUGUCUAACGAUCUAAAGCUUUUAGUUUACUAAGCAUUGCUAAGGAUCUUCCAAACACUUUUUAUAAAUGACUUUGUUUAACUCCAGUUGACGUUAGAUUAACCUGUUUUAAACUAAAAGGUCAAUAAAUAAAACUUUUAUUUAUGUACUA
This is a messenger RNA of Mus musculus (house mouse), 6502 nucleotides long. RefSeq names its product leucine-rich repeat, immunoglobulin-like and transmembrane domains 3 (gene Lrit3). Gene Ontology annotation, biological process: regulation of fibroblast growth factor receptor signaling pathway. The coding region runs from base 107 to 2152 and encodes 681 amino acids. Gene Ontology annotation, cellular component: dendrite; endoplasmic reticulum membrane; perikaryon. The transcript is spliced from 4 exons. NCBI's taxonomy places the organism in Eukaryota, Metazoa, Chordata, Mammalia, Rodentia, Muridae. The record is from RefSeq and is marked validated.